AUCAGAUCAGUCUCUCCUCUGAGGAGAGAAAAGGAAACUUGAACCUGCAUAGAAGAUAAAAGAAACUAAAUCUGUGCGAACGCUGUUGUUUCUUGGAGAUGGAUACGUUAAACAAUCGCGUUGAAGAUUGUGGAGAGGGAGCGAAAGGAGAGAGCAGCGAAGAGGUAGAUGGACCUCCUGCAGACGAUUGUUGCCCUAUUUGCUUUGGAGAUUUCACUAUUCCUUGUAAAGCAAAUUGCGGUCACUGGUACUGCGGCAGUUGCAUUUUGCAGUUCUGGAAUUAUUCUUCAGCAUCUAGGCCAUGCAAGUGUCCCAUGUGCUCCCGCUACAUCAGGAGGUUGACACCAGAGGCAUCGCUAUGCCACCGGCAGGAACGUGAGAUCACUGAGGUUCUGAAAAAUGUUCUGAGGUACAACCGCCUUUUUGUUGGAGGGACACGUGGCCUUUUACAGAAAGUAUGUGAGCUGCCACUUUUCAUUAAGAGAAUUUUUCUAGAGAUGAUGGAUCCUGAUAGGGAAGAUUAUCUGCAUGAAAUGCGCCUUUUUGCAAUGUUCCUGAGUGUCCUCUAUGCAGCCACUCCGUUGAACUUCAUUCCAACAGGGAAUUUUGGAAUUGUAAGAGUAUUUGAUUACGCUGCUAUUGCUCUAGUGGUUAUCCUACGUUUGAUUGGCAUUUAUCGUAGACGACGAUUAAACCAGCCAUCGAUUGGCAUGGGCCCCACCAAUACCGGCCGUGCGAUCUCGCAGGAAGCGUUCGAUGAAGUUGUGAAGGAGAACAUGGAGGAUCUAGGAAUGGAGCCCGCCGAGGCCCUCCAAGACGCCAUUCAGACUCUCACUCUUCAAGGCGUUGAUCUCUCUGGGAUUGUAAAGUGCGUUCCAGGAGAGAGUAGUGUGAAAGACAAUCCCGUAGUACAGUCAUUAGAGAGAUUGAAGCAAUUGGAUAUAAAUUCGAAGGAUCGAAUCACCGAUGAAGAUUUAAAUGAGAUGAGGGAGUUGUUUGAUAAGCUACUAGAGUUGUGCGGGUGUAACAAUGAAGUAUCAGGAAAUGUUCCAAUUGCUACUAGAAAUGGUGCUGUGGAGUUGGUUUGUGCCAUUUGUUCCAAGAUUCCCGCUGGGUCGAAACGAGUUCUCUUAUCGUGUUUGAAAAUUAUGGCAUUGUUUAUUCAUGAUCUUCAAAGUACAGAAACAUUUCGGGUAAAUGGUGGACCAAAAAUGGUGGUUGAUAUCCUAAAACAUGGCAGCGAAGAUUCAGAUAUUUUGAAUAGUUGUUUUGCCGUUAUUACCGGAUCUGCAACCGGUAAUGAGGUGGUCAAAGAAUCAUUUAUGGAAUUGAAAAUUGAUGAGCUUAUCUUGGAAGUAUUGAGUAGACAGAGAAAUGACAGAAUUCAAAAUUUAUAUUAUGCAAUGCGUGUUCUGUUGACUGCUGAUGAUGAUCGUGUUGUGGCUUCCCAAGUUUAUGGUUAUGCCAGAAGAUUUGCAAAGAUUGGAAUUGCAAAAGCUCUUACACUUUCACUAGCUGAAGGGCUUGCCUCACCUAAUGUUGUUGCUACUAGCUCUGUGAUGAAGGCCAUUGCUGUCAAUGAUGAAAUAUGCACAUCCUUUGCAGAAUGUGGUGGUAUCGAUGCACUUCUCCGAUGUAUUGAUGAGUGGCGAACAAGCAACAAAGCUGUAGCUAGAACUUGCUGUCUUUUGUUCCACGUUGGCAGGAAUGACUCGAAUAAGAGUUCUAUUAUUGAGAAGGGCGGAAUGGAUAUGCUAAUCAAACUCCACAAGAUUUUCUGUGAUCCUUCUGUUCUGCAAGAGGUAAGCCUCCAGCAAGUCUUGUACAAUGAAUGUUAUUUCUAUUAUUACUGUACUGUCCUGAGAUCUCCGGACAACGUAACUCGUGCCAUGGAAGCUGGAGCAGGAGACCUUGCUAUCCAAGUCAUGCAAAAGUUUCCCAAGGCACAGCAACUGCAAAAAAACUCCUGUUUCAUGAUCCGCAAUCUUGUAGCAAGAAACCCAAAACAGAACCCUUCUGCUCAAUAA
Molecule: messenger RNA, 2027 nt
Organism: Pistacia vera
Lineage: Eukaryota; Viridiplantae; Streptophyta; Magnoliopsida; Sapindales; Anacardiaceae
Product: armadillo repeat-containing protein 6-like
Exons: 13
Coding region: 99-2027 (642 amino acids)
Molecular function (GO): ubiquitin protein ligase activity
Source: RefSeq, a predicted model, not a curated record